Molecule: messenger RNA, 994 nt
Organism: Rubroshorea leprosula
Lineage: Eukaryota; Viridiplantae; Streptophyta; Magnoliopsida; Malvales; Dipterocarpaceae
Source: the annotation of a GenBank genome assembly
CUCCUCCUCCCCUGCUCAUCUUGCUCUCUGAGGGAUUUUAACAAACACUUCACCCUUAACAGAUCUUUGAAACGUUUCUCGUGGCAGCCACCAUGGGCAGGCCCCAGCAGCGAUACCGUGGCGUCCGUCAAAGGCAUUGGGGUUCUUGGGUCUCUGAGAUUCGCCACCCUAUAUUAAAGACCCGAAUAUGGCUAGGAACAUUUGAGACGGCAGAGGACGCCGCACGGGCGUACGACGAGGCUGCGAGACUAAUGUGUGGGGCAAAAGCACGGACAAAUUUUCCAUACAAUCCAAACGAGCCUCAGUCCUCUUCUUCAAGGCUUCUCUCAGCUACCUUGGCAGCCAAGCUACAUAAAUGUCACAUGACAGCACUCCAAGCAGCCAAAAAGGGUGCAGCAAAAGAGCCACCAUACACAACAACACAAUGUCAUUCCAUGGCUACAAGCUACAACAUUACCACAAAAAGCGAUGAAAAGGCCUUCUGGGGGCGGCCGGAGAUCAAAUGGGAAUUUGAGGAAGAAAGUUCAGUGGGGAGUUCAGGAGAACAGUCCAUGGUGUUAGAGGAUGAUCAUAUUGAGCAGAUGAUAGAAGAGUUGUUGGAUUAUGGGUCUAUUGAACUUUGUCCUGAUAGUUCAGGCUAAGCCCUUAAAUAUGUAGCAGCAUUUCUUCCUAAAUCUUAAUGCAACCUUCAUUUUCCCUUUCCUGGCUCAAUUGAUCAUGAUGAUUCAUGAAAGAUUGAUUUGCAAAAAGUAGUGUGAAUACAAAUGAAUGAUCGCGAAAAAGGUAAAAUGAAUCCAAAUUCUGGAACUGCAAAAGGUAAUAUGUGAAAUACAAGGUUCAUUACUUUUCUUAAGAUGAAACUCUUUUUACAUUUCUUUUUUCUCUCUCUUUUGGAGCUUUGUUGGAACUUGGAAAUUCCACAUUGCUUUGUUGCUUAUUGGAAGAGGAAUCUUAGAGGAUAUGGAUGUUUCUGGGGUCCCUGAAUUUGUUUUUA